Daldinia childiae is the source of this 768-nucleotide messenger RNA. RefSeq names its product Ribosome assembly factor mrt4. The transcript has 2 exons. Bases 1 to 768 code for a protein of 255 amino acids. Gene Ontology annotation, cellular component: nucleolus; preribosome, large subunit precursor. NCBI's taxonomy places the organism in Eukaryota, Fungi, Ascomycota, Sordariomycetes, Xylariales, Hypoxylaceae. Gene Ontology annotation, biological process: nuclear-transcribed mRNA catabolic process; ribosomal large subunit biogenesis; ribosomal large subunit assembly. Gene Ontology annotation, molecular function: RNA binding. The record is from RefSeq and is a predicted model, not a curated record.
AUGCCCAAGUCAAAGCGUUCCAAAGUCGUUCACCUCACGCAGGUCGACAAGAAGACCCGUAAGAACAAGGAGCGCCUCUUCGAAAAUAUCCGCGAAUGCAUCCCCCAAUACCAGUACUGCUUCAUCUUCGCUGUCGACAACAUGCGCAACACAUAUCUGAAAGACGUGAGGCAGGAGUUAUCUGAUAGCCGUCUCUUCUUCGGCAAAACAAAACUCAUGGCCCGCGCCCUCGGCCACAGCCCCGAGGACAGUUACGCCGACAACAUCUACAAGCUAACCCCCUAUCUCCGCGGCACCGUCGGUCUUAUCUUCACCAACCGGUCACCCGCGCAACUACUACCAUACCUAGAAUCUCUAGCCGGGGAAAAGAUCGACUUCGCGCGCGCCGGCGCAGUCGCACCUAGAGACUUCGUCAUUCCCCCGGGAACCUUGCACGCGACGGGCGGCGAGGUCCCAGCCGAGCAUGAUGUCCCCCUAGGACAUACCCUAGAGCCCGAGCUGCGACGUCUAGGCAUGCCCGUGCGCAUGGUUAAGGGACGCGUUGUGCUGGAGGAGGCGCUCGAAGGUGCGCGUAAGGAAGAGGGGUACGUGGUAUGUCGGGAAGGCGACGUGUUGGACUCGCGGCAGACGAGGCUGUUGAAGUUAUUCAGCGUGUGCAUGAGCGAGUUUAAGAUCAAAGUCGUCGCGUACUGGAGCGCCGCUACGUCCGAAGUUACGCCCGUAGACCCGGAGGCCAUGGACGGCGUCGAGGACGAGGGAAGUGAUUAA